Phanerochaete carnosa HHB-10118-sp is the source of this 405-nucleotide messenger RNA. RefSeq lists its product as uncharacterized. The transcript has a single exon. The record is from RefSeq and is a predicted model, not a curated record. The annotation marks the transcript as partial. NCBI's taxonomy places the organism in Eukaryota, Fungi, Basidiomycota, Agaricomycetes, Polyporales, Phanerochaetaceae.
CUCGACCACACACUCACCUGCUGCACCGCCCCAGGCCAGGCCUACAUCUGGGGCCUCGCACGUAACCUCUGGCUGUUUGCCUACUCCGGCUGGUACAAACCCACGGCAUCCUCAAUACUAGAAUGCGGAGCCAUCUCUCUUCGCUCGACGACUGGUGCGACUGACACGGCAGCAUCCCGACUGUACCGCAUACUCUUAUCCAAAUUUGCAUACCUCAUCUGGAAGCUAUGCUGUGAGAGACACAUCAAACACACCAACCUCAAAGUAUCCUUCGAAACCGAACUUUGCAACCGCUGGAGCUCUACAAUACAAUGCCGUUAUGACCUCGACUGGGCCAUGACCAACGAUUGCUUUGGCAAGAAAACCCUGGACGGAAAGGUUGCCGCUCAAACAUGGAAUUCCAUC